ACAGCCGGUGUGGUGCGUUUAACAGCAGCUCGGCGUCCCGCGCCUCGGGUCCCCUUCCUCCGAUCAUUCCUGAUUCUUCUCUUUUUUCCUGUUUUUUGCUCCUUUCUUUUCUGAAGCCUGCUCAUAGAAAUGUCCGCCAGACCAGGAUUCUACCGUCAGGAGCUGAACAAGACCGUGUGGGAGGUUCCGGAACGGUACCAGAACCUGACACCGGUGGGCUCUGGUGCCUACGGCUCGGUGUGCUCUGCGUAUGAUGUUGUCCUACGACAGAAGGUUGCGGUGAAGAAACUGUCCAGGCCUUUUCAGUCUCUGAUCCACAGCAGGCGCUCAUACCGGGAACUGAGGCUGCUUAAGCAUAUGAAACAUGAGAAUGUAAUAGGACUCCUGGAUGUCUUCACACCUGCUGCAAAACUAGAAGACUUCAACGAACUCUACCUGGUGACUAACCUGAUGGGCGCAGACCUCAAUAACAUUGUUAAAUUCCAGAGGCUUUCAGAUGAGCACGUUCAGUUCUUAAUUUAUCAGCUCCUGCGUGGCCUCAAGUACAUCCAUUCAGCCGGAUUGAUCCACAGAGACCUCAAGCCAAGUAAUGUGGCAGUGAACGAGGACUGUGAGCUGAGGAUCCUUGACUUUGGAUUGGCCAGACAGACAGAUGAUGAGAUGACGGGGUAUGUUGCGACUCGCUGGUACAGAGCGCCAGAGAUCAUGCUGAACUGGAUGCACUAUAAUCAAAAUGUUGACAUUUGGUCCGUGGGUUGCAUCAUGGGAGAGCUGCUGAAAGGAAAAGUCCUUUUUCCUGGCACUGACUAUAUUGACCAACUCAAAAGAAUCAUGGAGAUGGUCGGGACUCCGACGCCUGAUCUGCUGAAGAAGAUCUGCUCUGAACACGCACAGAAGUACAUCCAGUCUCUGCCCUUUAUGCCCCAACAGGACCUGGAAAAGAUCUUCAGAGAAGCGAAUCCCUUAGCUGUGGAUCUUUUAAAGCGCAUGCUGGUUCUGGACUGCGAUGGGAGGAUUUCGGCGAGUGAGGCCCUGUCCCAUCCGUACUUCUCACAGUACCAUGAUCCAGACGACGAGCCAGAGGCCCCGCCUUAUGACCAAACACUGGAGAGUAAAGAUAGAACUCUCGAAGAAUGGAAAGAGUUGGUAUUUGAAGAGGUGAACAGCUUCAAAGCAUCUGGCAGCAAGACUGAUAGCCUUCAGGUGGAGCAGUAAGCCUUUCGCUGCUCAGCCUCAAACUCUUCCAAAAGAAGGACAACGUACUCAAAAAGCAGGAGAAGGAGUGAUGGGAGAAAACUUGAGAAAACUCUGCUUUGUGUUUGAUUGCCUGCUUCGAAUUUAUCAGAACAGCAGGGCAGGAUGGUCUUCACAAAAUCAGAUGCACACAUUACAAGUACAGGGAAGAUUUUAGAACCUAUAGAAGGAGCUCUCAAGUCCAGUAAGUUGCUUCCUCUUGUGUUUCCGCUCAGCGAGGAAUAGAUGAGGAACUGUUCAUCGUGGCUACGAGAUGGAUCGCGGAUCUGACGGCUCAUACGAGGCAGCAACUUUACAGAACUGAGCAGUGUUUACAGACCGAAAGAAAGAUGUGUAUGGAAGAAAACAAUGCACACUAGGAUUUCCAAAGCAAGACAGAGCACCAUCUGGUCCCUCAUCAUGACAAAUGUCAUAAGCAGUUACUGCUGUCAUAUAUGAAAUUCAUGUUUAAAAGCUUGCAGCAUCAUUAUGUCAUAGCACAUAGCACAGCUUAGCAUUAAGCCUGCAUACUACUGCAUGAUUUAUGUGCAUUUUAUUAUUACAAAAUAUUACAGGUGCUGUACAUUAAGAGUGCUUAUUGCAUCUGACACUCAGCUGUUAAACCAGUCUGGGGGUCAGAAAGAAGCAUUGUGACCAACUUUCAACUAUUUAAUCCUCAUCAUUUCUUCACAGUGAAAAAUAAUGAUGCAUAAUCAAUGAAAAAUUCUUGUUCCUCCUCAUAUAAGCGUCAUCCCCUCCUUCUUGCAGAAUAGUAAACACCAACUGUGCUAUUAAUUAGCAAGGUAAUUAAUAUAUGCCAAAGCUGGAACAGAGUGACUGUGCUGCAGGUCUGUGUUUACAGAGUAACCUCGCUUCCUAUAUACAGUUUCCACAGAUGACUGAUUUCCGAUCACCCGUUUGUUUGCAAAGCUAUAUCAGGUGUCCAUUCUUCUCUGAGGUGUCUUUUUGCAGACGCCCUUUGUGUUUACAAUAACUAAAACUAGAGGCAUUUUGUUAACUCUAAGGUACAGUUUCAUGCAAGCAAAGACUAACCAAACACAUUCCAGGCUGAUGAUUUUCAUAAAGCAGCCAUAUUUGGCUGAUUGUGGCAACUAGGGAGUGAUCUUCCAUAAAUCCUCUGAUACUUCAUUGUCUCAGAAACACUAUUCACAUUGUGCAAAUCCAUUUGCAUAAGGGAUGUUCCCAACUUUACCUUGUUUGUGGAUGUUUCAGCAAUUCUGCAGUUCUGUCCUACUGCAACAUAAUAUUAACCAGCCUAAGGAAUGCCCCUACUUGUAUCAUUGAAGCAGCAUGAGAUCAAUAUGCAUAUCACUGCAACAAAUGGCCGACUUCCUCACUGCCAUUGUGUCAUUCAUCUUGCAGCACACCCGAGUUUUAGUUCUACUAACUUUUUGCUGAGGCAGAAAUAGUCCGGUUGUGUUGAACCACAGUGUGCACAGUCAAGCAAAAUCAGAGAUUUCACAACUGGAAAGAAUGCUGGAAAGAAAGUUGGAAAAUGGAGUGAAAUGUCAAGAAGCAAAAAAGGAUCAAUUUGUGUUUUAUAAAGUAGGCUAAUUUGAUGCUGAAUGGACAUUUCUGUCUUGCAUUGAAAGCAUCUGAUAGGUGGUAGGAUCAUUGAAUUAAUGACUGUGAAAUGAAAGCAUCAAACUUCUUAAUUAAUUUGCAAAACUGUGUUUAAUGCAGCAUGAAACUCCUGGCAACAGCAGUAUGAGGGAAAUACUAAAUGGUAGAACUUUAAGCUAGCUAAGCAUUUAAAGUAACGGUAGGGAUAAAUGCUUUCUGAGGAGCCUGUUGCAUUUCUUUAAAGCUGCUGUUGGUAGAAAUGGUGUAAAAAAUGUUCCUUUUUUUCUGCUGGGUUUGGAGUAAAGGUCAUAACACCCAUCAGUACUCAUCAGUAAGUUGAGUAAUUUGAGACUGUUGUGAAAUCUCUGCGUUUUCCAAUGCCUUUGUAUCAAGCAAUGUUAUUAUUCCCCUCGUCCCCGUUAUGACGGACCAAUCAUAGCUCAUCUCCAACCCUCUGUCCUGAUUGGUUAAGGGGUGGCCCCUACUACCGGCACUAACAUGACUGCACACGCCGAUCUGUGUUGAGGGGGCUAAGAGGAAAUCUGGUUGGUAGGGAUAGUGUUGACAUUGAAAGUCCCUCUCUGUGAACAGAUGUUUACUCUGUGACUACCAACAGCAGCUUUAAGAGAGCAACUUAAAAGAACAGCUGAGCCUUUUUCCCCCUGACUAGUUCAUUCUUACUACAAACACAAGGAGCAGUGGAGAUUUUUUUCUUCUUCUAUUGUUAAUUAACAGUUGUCAACCCAGCUUACAGGCACAUUUCUGCCACCAGCUGGGCCAGGGUGGGACAAAAGGAGUCACUUAAGAGCUUUCUGGUGUGCAACUUUGGCAUGACUCACAAAGACUAGUUGAAAUGAAUCAUCUGAUCCCAGUCAAAACACUGCUAAUACAAGCUAGCUUUGACUUAAGCCUAGCUAGCUGGUUUGAAAUCUAAAUAAUGAUGUAAGUAUAACUUCACAAUGGAGUACAUCGCACAUGGUUGGUACUCAAGCUCAUGUGACUGGUAAAUUGAUGCAGAUAUGAAAGCAAUGAAAUGAGUAGUAAGGUUCUGCAUUUGUCACAUAUACUGGUUUCUGCUCUGUACGAAAAGAGCUACACAUUUUUACUGACUUGUAGACGGGAACCAUAUCAGUAUAUUUCUGGAUAAAAGUAAUAAUUGUAAGUGUAUAGCACUUAUAUUUGUCUUUGUACUGUGUUAGUUUGCUCAAUUGACGGACAACAACACAUUUUUUUUCGUUAGCUAAAAUUUUAAGCUAGCAGUGAGAUGCGGCUAACUUGCUACCUUGCAAGUUCAACUACUGUUUCUUCACAUUGAAUUCAACCAACAGAGUAUUUCUGCCUCUUAGAAGCAUAUGUGAUACUUAAAGAUUUAGAAAUUAAAAAAUACUGCAAAGGAAACCAACUAUUAGCUUAGCUCUUUUCUUUCUUGUAAAAGUUCACACUGGAGUUCUACAUGUAGCCUUUUGUGAGAGUUGUCCAUUAACCCUGAAUGCAAAAUGUUCAAAUCACAGUCCAAAUAAAUCGAACGUGUCUGUCUCAUUCAAUGGGUGUUCAAGCUCUGAAUGUUAGUGUAAUGUGCUUAUGUGGAUGUUGUUUAUGUGGUUGACUUGAAUAGCAAACUGCAAAUGGAAUGUAUAUGUAUAAUGUAUGUAUGUAUGUUACAAGUUAGAAGUGUCUCGAAUACCUGGUGGCAUGUGAUUUAACAGUGGUCACAAGAUUCAAAUCACUCAACAGAAUGUCAGCUCUCCAUUUUCCAAUGAUUCUGAUGAUUUUCUCAUUCACCAUCAACGGGUAACACGACUUAGCAAGUCUUGGCUUUGACUGAAUAAAUACCAUCAUUUCUGUU
Notolabrus celidotus (New Zealand spotty) is the source of this 4663-nucleotide messenger RNA. RefSeq names its product mitogen-activated protein kinase 11 (gene mapk11). The coding region runs from base 130 to 1215 and encodes 361 amino acids. Gene Ontology annotation, molecular function: ATP binding; MAP kinase activity. Gene Ontology annotation, biological process: intracellular signal transduction; protein phosphorylation. The transcript has 12 exons. NCBI's taxonomy places the organism in Eukaryota, Metazoa, Chordata, Actinopteri, Labriformes, Labridae. Gene Ontology annotation, cellular component: nucleus; cytoplasm. The record is from RefSeq and is a predicted model, not a curated record.